UGUAUAUAUCUCGCGAGAGAGAGAGAGAGAGAGAGUAGAGGGAACAAAGCAAAAGAUAAAAGAAAGGAACAAAUUAGAAGUGAGAACAAGGCAUCCUUUUUUUCCUUCCUAUAGCACUGAAUCUUCCUCAAAGUUUGUUCCAAGAAUUCAAAUUUGGAGAUUAUAGCUUCUUUUUGCUUUGUGGGUGUCAUUGAUUUUGUUCUGUUUUUGAGUUUUGCAUAUGGGUUUUUGAUCAAAAAGGGUGUAUUGGCUUGUGGAAAUGACUUUCAAGAACAGAGUUGAAGGGACUUCAAGAAGUGUUAUUUCUCAAAAAUGGACUCUUUUUCUUUGUAUAGGUAGUUUUUGUGCUGGAAUGUUCUUCACUGCCAGAAUGUGGACGAUUCCUGAAACAAAAGGCGGUAUUACAAGAACAGCUGCAGUAGAAGCUGAAAGACUAAACUUAAUUUCAGAAGGUUGCAAUACAAAAUUUUUACAGCAGAAAGAUGUAAAACUGGUAUCCAAAGAUGUUUUCGGGGAAGUUUCUAAGACACAUCAUGCUCUUCAGACGUUAGACAAAACAAUUUCAAAUUUGGAGAUGGAAUUGGCAGCUGCAAAGUCAGCUCAGGAGUCGAUUCUUAGUGGUGCUCCUAUAUCAGGAGACAUUGAGAAGGGCGAUUCACCUAAAAAGAGAAAAUAUUUUAUGGUGGUAGGAAUAAACACCGCAUUUAGUAGCAGAAAAAGAAGGGAUUCGGUUCGUGCUACAUGGAUGCCACAGGGUGAGAAAAGAAAGAAGCUGGAAGAAGAGAAAGGAAUCAUCAUGCGCUUUGUCAUUGGUCACGGUGCCACAUUAGGGGGUAUACUGGACCGAGCUAUUGAAGCUGAGGACAGGAAGCAUGGUGAUUUCUUGCGCUUGGAUCAUGUCGAGGGUUAUCUAGAAUUGUCCGCGAAGACAAAGACUUACUUUGCUACUGCUGUUAAGCUUUGGGAUGCAGAAUAUUAUGUCAAAGUCGAUGAUGAUGUCCAUGUAAAUAUAGGUACACUAGCAGAAACACUGGUAAGGCAUCGUAAGAAGCCUCGUGUGUACAUUGGGUGCAUGAAAUCUGGUCCUGUGCUAGCUCAGAAGGGAGUAAGAUACCAUGAGCCGGAAUAUUGGAAAUUUGGAGAGACGGGAAACAAGUAUUUCCGUCAUGCUACUGGCCAAAUAUAUGCCAUUUCGAAGGACCUGGCUUCCUACAUAUCAGUGAACCAGCAUGUACUACAUAAGUAUGCCAAUGAGGAUGUGUCACUGGGAGCUUGGUUCAUUGGACUUGACGUGCAGCAUAUAGAUGAUCGCAGAUUAUGUUGUGGAACUCCACCAGAUUGUGAAUGGAAGGCUCAGGCAGGCAACGUCUGUGUUGCUUCAUUUGACUGGACCUGCAGCGGGAUAUGCAGGUCCAUUGACAGGUUAAAGGAGGUCCACAAGCGGUGUGGGGAGGGGGAGAAGGCUUUAUGGAAAGCUGCAAUCUGAGCACAUGCAUUAAUUUCUUCCAAACUCAGGAAGGAGAUGGCAUAGAUGCUUUAAGUCAAAAUUUCUCAUUUUAUUGCUAGAGUACAGAUAUACAUAUGAUAUACACGAAGGGAGAAGUGGAUCGAGAGAAAGAUAUAGCAGGGAAGAGAGGGAGGGAACACUAAAGAAAGAGUACCGAGGGCCUAGCUGGGAAACGUUCUCCGUUUUUGUAGAGAAGAACGACUGCCAAACCGCUUGCAAAAGAAGCAGGCAGUGGCUCUCACCACUCUUUCUUGUGUUACUACUAGGCUAAAAUGUAAGUCAUAGUUCAUUGGAUUGUGAAAUUCUUAAUAAAUGCAAGUCAUUUUUUAGGUGGA
Solanum dulcamara is the source of this 1842-nucleotide messenger RNA. Its product is annotated as probable beta-1,3-galactosyltransferase 2. The transcript is spliced from 11 exons. Gene Ontology annotation, molecular function: hexosyltransferase activity. NCBI's taxonomy places the organism in Eukaryota, Viridiplantae, Streptophyta, Magnoliopsida, Solanales, Solanaceae. The record is from RefSeq and is a predicted model, not a curated record. Bases 260 to 1486 code for a protein of 408 amino acids. Gene Ontology annotation, cellular component: Golgi membrane.